Messenger RNA from Dentiscutata erythropus, 139 nucleotides. The record is from the annotation of a GenBank genome assembly. NCBI's taxonomy places the organism in Eukaryota, Fungi, Glomeromycota, Glomeromycetes, Diversisporales, Gigasporaceae.
UUCUGAAUUCAUGUCACAGAGUGAUCUGGUUGCUUGUAUAAUAAUGUUCCUUAAAGCAACGUCAGAACUCACAGUCAUAUUUACGGAGGAAGACUGUUCUAUAUCAGACAUAAAGACUUCUGAUUCAGUUGUAUACUAG